Molecule: messenger RNA, 978 nt
Organism: Diabrotica virgifera virgifera (western corn rootworm)
Lineage: Eukaryota; Metazoa; Arthropoda; Insecta; Coleoptera; Chrysomelidae
Product: homeobox protein 4-like
Exons: 2
Coding region: 1-978 (325 amino acids)
Source: RefSeq, a predicted model, not a curated record
AUGAGUGUCAAUAGCGGAGGUAAGCCUCCUGAUCCUCCGCCCAGAAAACCUAUUAUAUUCGAUAGUCAAAAUGAUGCCGAACAAAUGGAACUUUCUGUAAGUACUCCCAUUCCAAUAAAUUUGACAACCAAAAACAACAACCAGUAUCCAAAUGAUCCAAAUACAACGAAUAUGAAUGUUAAUAAUGAAACAAAACAGAACUUAAAAGAGGUAAGGCAAGCAUUUUUAUUUAACAGUAAUGAUCGAGGUCCAUAUCACGUUUACAUUGAAAACAGUUCUACGGAUUUUAAAGGUAAAAUAAAUUCUUUAAAAAUUGGUGAAAUUAUUUUGUCUAACUUUCCUGAAGCAGACAAUAUGAUGUCCAGUAUAGAUGCCAUCGGCCGUAAUAGAAUUAGAGUCAAAUGCAAAGACUAUAAAACUGAAAAUAAUCUUGUUAAAAACAAAUCUCUGGAAAUUUUUAGAUCAAAUAAUUUGGAUCUGUAUAUUCCAAAAUUUAUUUUACACAGACAAGGAGUUAUUAGAGACAUAGACAUAGAUUUCUCUGAAGAGUCAAAUAUAACAAACAAUGAUACAAAUUUUUCACAAAAUUCACAACCUUCUACUUCUACCCAAGGAAAUAACUUUGCUAAAUUUAUAUUUAAUCCUCACACCAACACCAGUAGACCAAAUAAAAGGCAGAAGCCAAAUAGUCCAGACCCAACUGAUAUAGCCAGAAAAGAAAUAAUAUCUGUAGUUUCCCCUCCAAAACAUUCUGAGGGAAUAGUUAAAAGUCAAUUCUAUCAACAAAACUUAAACGUUGCAGAUUCACAGUCAGAAGACUUAGAUUCUUCUGUAAUAAAUGUCAUUUUAGAAUCAGUUCUUACAAUUGUUAAUUCAAUUAAACAAAAUAAUAAUUUUAAUAUUUCUAAAUCUGAUGUAAUUCAGUUAAUUAGUAACCAUUCUAACCAAAAUCUAACAUCAAAUCGCAGGCCUAACUAA